AAUAAAUAAUAAUAAAAAUGAAGUUAUUGCAUAUCCUUAUUCUAUUCAUUAUCCUCAACGCCACAAUCGCUGCAGUGUCCCAAAGAACUCAACCAAGUGAAGCCCAGCUGACUCUCAAUUCCCUGAAGUCAGACACCAACAAGCCCUUCUACAUGGAUAGCUUUGGAAACUAUCAGACACCGUCAGACAUGUUCCAGUUAUUUGAAUCUUUAUAUGAGGGUGCUCUUGGACUCAUCAUUCCCAUGGCAGCUCUCGCAUUCAUCCUGGAAUUAGUAUUGGAGUUUAUUAUCAGAGACAUGAACCAGGACACUCAGUUCUUGUACAGCUGUUUAGGUGACUUCUCUCAGUGCCAGAUUGUUAAGGUUGUGAAGGAGUUGUUCAAUGGAAAAUUGGAGUAGACUAAUCUGACCUAAUCUCCAGUCUAAGAAAUUUACUCACAUCAAAUUUUACAAA
Moneuplotes crassus is the source of this 453-nucleotide messenger RNA. The record is from the annotation of a GenBank genome assembly. Lineage: Eukaryota; Ciliophora; Spirotrichea; Euplotida; Euplotidae.